This is a messenger RNA of Laetiporus sulphureus 93-53, 1467 nucleotides long. RefSeq lists its product as uncharacterized. The record is from RefSeq and is a predicted model, not a curated record. The coding region runs from base 361 to 1299 and encodes 312 amino acids. NCBI's taxonomy places the organism in Eukaryota, Fungi, Basidiomycota, Agaricomycetes, Polyporales, Laetiporaceae. The transcript is spliced from 20 exons.
UCUCCUAUCUUAAUCAUCAAAAAAUACACGGUCGCAGCCGUUCCAUUUGACCUUCGGCCAAGGCUGUUCCCAUCUGUUACGAACAAUUCAUCGCCUGGUGAAAAUCUGAUACCAGUCCGAAUUGACUGUUUCAGCUUCCCCACCCUAAUAUCGAAGCCAAAUGGCUUGUGUCGGCGUGCGCUCCCUUUAAGAUGUCAAGCUUUCAAUCGCCGCGUUCUAGUUCACACGAUGGAUUCGUCUGCUUGAUGGUUAUAUCCAUAACACCCCCCCCUCCCCCCAAGAGGCCCAUUCUGCCUUAAUUAUCUCUCAACCCUACUUUUGCAGAAAGCAAUUCUUGUCUAGGUUUCAAGAACAUACUCGAUGGCUGAAAGUUCGCAGGAAGUUCUAGAGCUGCUCCAACUCGCUCGAGACGCACGUUCUACAAGCUAUGCUACUCUGUCCGGGCUUGCUCUUCUACUCUUUGAUCAUGUUCUGACUUUCCAGCAGGAGGUGGACCUCUUCUGGAAGGGGCCUCUGAGUUUAACCAAAAUACUUUAUCUAUGGAAUCGUUACUUCAGUCUCAUAGCCCUCAGUAUCGACGUUGCAAUCCACAUGAGUGCCAUUUCCUCCAAUUCAAAUAGAUGUGAAGACUACCUCCAGGUUCAAGGGUCUCUUGCGACCGUCAUCACUGCAACCGUCGAUUUCGUACUGGUUCUGAGAGUCUGGAUUCUCUAUCACAGGAACCGCACAAUGCUAUACGUGCUCGUCUUCUUAUUUGCCUCCGAGGUUAUCGCCAUGGAAAUUAUUUCGGUCUACUCCGACCUGCCGUUGAAAGAAUAUGCUCAUCUUGGCUCGACCAUCACGGGCUGCUAUUCCUUGACUGUUCCCAAGUAUUUCAAGGUCUAUGUGGUCCCAUCUCUCAUCGUGUCAGCUAUCAUGUUCGCUAUGACGGUGUAUAAGUGCGGGAUGUCCUUGAAGGGAUAUAGGGGCGCAACCAUGCCACUGAUCACUCUCUUCUUGCGUGAUGGCGUCUUAUGGUUCCUUGCGGUGGUCGUCAUCCUCGUCACCGAUAUUCUGAUCUGGUCUCUAGCAAGAGCCACACUGGCUGAGCUAAUGAUAGGACUCUCCUGCGCUCUCUACUCUGUCAUUGCUAGCCGUGUUCUCCUUAACAUCAGAAGCGUCAUGACGGUGCAAGUCGUAGAAUCGGGAAUUCCGAGGACGGGCGACACGGAAUUAGAAACUAUGACCUUCCAAGCCGCACCCGGUGUGGACCACACUGUGUCCACGGACACAUACGUUGAGACCUCCUUGCCAGAUUGACGUGAAGAGCAGACCAGAAGCUACUGUACAUGUCCAACACAAGGUUUUGUCGUAUGAUCUACACUCGCUUUGGCUCCUACCCUGUUAUACCCCUACAGUCAUUCUAUCGUCGCGAGCGGUCGUGCAGUAGUCUCUAGUGUAUCGGUCAGCGAGCUCGUGUAUACAGAG